UAGGUCCGAGUCUCUUUGAAUUUUAUGAAGCGGUUGUAUCUUGGUGGUGCCUCCACAGCCAAGUCAUCCGCCAACCAGCAACAUCAGACAACAGCCAACAGCAACCAGCUAACAGCAACAUCAGCUACUAACAGCAACCAGCAACAUUAGAACCCUCGUGUUGUCAUCGUCUGCAGCACAGCUUCAACUCAAAAUUGUCAAAUUCGACGACAGUUUUCAGAAUUCACGAAGCUAACGAACUAUAUUGACACAGUGGAUUAUUAAAAAAAACAUAAUAAAAAAUAUAAAAAGAAUUUUUUCUGAAAUACUAAACGUGAUUAAUAAAUUCAACAUCAAGUUGAAAAAACUAAUCAAAUCAGUGCGCGAAAUGUUUAACAGCAUUUAAAAGGAAUAAAAGGAUUAAAAAUAAGAAAACUGUGCAAAGUGCAAAACGAAACUAAAAAGCAAUAUUAAAAAAUAUUAAAACACAAAUUAACAAAAAAAAAAAAACUGCAGACAAAAGUGGCAAAGUGUUGAACAAGAAUUUAUUCUGUUCAAAAAACAAAUUGUGCUGUUUCUUGAGUGAUAAAGUUACACACACAAGCAAAGCCAUGACAAGAAAACGUUCGAGUCCGCUGGGACUCGAGGAGCUGGUGUGUUGGUCUGGUUUGGCCAUGCUGCUGAUGAUGCUGCCAGCGUUAACGCAAGCCGCUCCAUUGCAGGAAUACACAGAAGUCCAACAAUAUCCGGAAGGCUGCUAUUAUAACUAUGCCCAUUACAAUGAGGGUGACCGCAUCAUGACCAAUGAGCCAUGCCUUAACUGCACCUGCCACAACCGCAUGCUCAUGUGCUAUCUGCGUGUCUGCCCCUUCACCAAGCCCAUUGGUCACGAUUGCAUUGUGGAGAAGCGCGAGGAUCAGUGCUGUCCCAUCAUUACCUGCCCAGAGGUGCCUGUGGAUGUGCCCUAUCACACCCCCGAGCCCGGCACUGAGCUGAGCAUACCCGAGAAGUUUGGCUGCAGCAUUGAGGAGAAAUUCUACCCGGAAGGCGCCCAGGUGCCAUCGAACCCCAACAAACCCUGCGAACUCUGCUACUGCAUCAACAACCAGACCAAGUGCGUCAUGCAGGAGUGCACACUCCAUGUCGAUGGCUGCACACCCAUCUACAACAAGGGCUCCUGCUGUCCCGUCCGCUACAGUUGCGACCAUGAGAAUGAUGUUCUGGAGCUGGAAGAUCUGUCCACAACAACGACAACGGUGCGUCCAACACCUGGCUUUAUUCUGCCCACAACCAUGACUCCACCUGUCUCCACGGACUGCGUACACAACGGCGAGGUUUACGCUGAUGGUGCCUCACUGUCGGGCAAGAAUGCCUGCGAACACUGCUACUGCAUGCGUGGCGACAUUGUGUGUGCCGUCCAAGAGUGCGAGAUGCCAAUGAGCACGGCCAGCGGCAAGAUCUGUCAUGCUAUGCCUGCUGCCGAGGGUGAAUGCUGCCCCAGCAACUACAUCUGCGAGGAUGAUAGCGCUACCACUGAAAUUGUUGAGAUUACCAGCACACCCGAGACUAUCACCACUGCUGCGCCAGUCAAGGACAUCCAUGGUGAGAUUCCCAAGGAAGAUGUUGAUUUGCAAGAGCACAUUGAUGACGAGGAGAAGGACAAGGAUACCGAAACCGAAACCGAGAGUACAGCUGAGGAAGCAGGCAGUGGCGAAAUUGAUCAUGUCAUUACCCCAGUUGCUCCAGAGCAAGAGGACAAGGACAAAACCAAGGACAAGGAACCUGAGGCCUCUACUAUUGCUACUGAUUCUCGUAUCGAUACUCCAGUUGAGGGAUCCACACCUACAUCUGAGGAGGAAGGCAGCGGCGAAGAAAUCACAACCAAGCCCAUUGUGCCAAUUAAGGAAGAAAGUGACGAAGAAAUCAAGGUUACACCUGAGGAAGGAAGUGGUGAGGAGGAGGAAGUUAUACCUACAACCGCACUGCCAGCUAGCGGCGCUGAGAAAGCAGAGGUUUCCACACCCACUUCACCAGUAUCUACUGAAACAUCUGAGGAAGGCAGUGAGAAACCAACAGCUGCCACACCAGUCGAAGGCGAUGAAGAGGACAUUGUCAAGGACACAACUCCAGCCAGCGCUGAGGAAGACAUCAUCAAGACUACCACUCCAUCCAAGGAAAUCACUAAGGAAGACGAAACCAUCAAGACAACUACUCCCUCAGAGGAAGUCAGCGAAGAAGAUGAUCAUAUUAAGGCCACGACACCAGCCAAGGAAGUCAGCGAUGAUGAAGACAUCAUCAGCGCGACAACUCCUGCCGGAGAAGAAAUCGAAGAACACGAUACCGCUAAGCCUACUAUUGAAGAUCUCAUUAAGGAGGAAGAUACUGCCGAGGCUACAACUCCUGCAGGAGAAGUUAGCGCAGAUGAAAUCGAAAAGGAAACCACCCCGGCUAAGGAAACCUCUGAUGAGCCAGAGAUCGUCAAGGCGACAACUCCAGCUGGCCAAGUUACCGAAGAAGAGGUCGUCAAGACAACCACUCCUGCUGGAGAAGUCAGCGUGGAGGACGAUACUGUUGAGACUACAACUCCUGCCGGACAAGUCAGCGAGGAAGAUAAAUUCGUUAAGGAGACAACUCCAUCCAAGGAAGACGGCGAAGAUGAAAUCAUCGAGGCUUCAACACCCUCCGAGGAAAUCAGCGAAAAGGACGAUACUAUUAAGGCUACAACUCCUGCCGGACAAGUCAGCGACGAUGAGAUCGCCAAGGAAACAACUCCCUCCAAGGAAGGCAUCGAAGAUGAAAUCAUCGAGGCUACAACACCCUCUGAGGAAAUCAGCGAGAAGUAUGAUAUUGUUAAGGCUACAACUCCUGCCGGACAAGGCAGCGAAGAUGAGAUUGAAAAGGAAACAACUCCCUCUAAGGAAGUCAGCGGAGAUGAAAUCUUCAAGGCUACAACUCCCUCUAAGGAAGUCAGCGACGGUGAAAUCUUUGAGGCUACAACACCUUCCAAGGAAGUCAGCGUGGAAGAGGACAAGGAAACAACUCCAGCCGGUCAAGAAAGUGACCAAGAUGAUAUCAUCAAGGCGACUACCGCCGCCGAGGAAGUCAGCGAUGAUGAUAUUAUCAAGACGUCAACCCCUGCUAAGGCAACCUCCGAUGAGGAAGAUCUCGCCGAGGCAACCACACCCUCAAAGGAAGCCAUCGAAGAUGAGAUCAAGACUUCAACUCCCGGUGGACACGUCAGCGAAGGUGAUGAAAUCGUCGCAGCUACGACUCCUGAAGGACAAGUCACCGAGGCAGAAGGUGAAAUCAUUAAGGCGACAACUCCCUCCAAGGAGAUCUCCAGUGAUGAAGAGAUUGUCAAGGAAACAACACCCGCCAAGGAAGAAGAAGAUUUCGCCAAGGCUACAACUCCUGCUGGAGAACAGCCCAUUGAACAAGAAACUGACAAGACGCCCACAUCGGGUGAAGAAUCUAUUGAAGCCACAACUACCGUCACGGAUAUUGUUAAGCCAGAAGAAGUUUCUACCGAUGAGAAAGAAAUCAUUCCAAUUGAGGAAGAGGAUAUUGCCAAGGCUACAACUCCUGCUAAAGAAGCUGAUGGUGAGAUUAUUAAGGCUACCACACCUAAAGCUGUGGAGGAUAAGACUGAAGCGGAUGAGACCUCUACUGAAAAGGAUGAAGAAGAAGAAGAUGUGUACACUACAUCGCCGAAACCACAGCUACCUUCAUCAACUGAAGGCAUCAGCGAUGAGGUUAGUUCCGAUGAAAAGAAACCUACUGAAGAAGAACCAACUGAAGAAGAAGCCAAACCUGCAGAGGAAGCCACCACAGUCAGCUCAGAAUAUCCUGUCGAGAAGGAAGAGAAACCCACAACCGUGCCAUCCGUCGAGAAGGAGAGUGAUGAGAAAGAAUCUGUUGAAGAUAAAACCGAGGAGCCCAAGAAGGAUGAAGAGGAGCCCACAACCGAUAAGGCUACUACACCCGAAAAGACUGAUGAAGACUCGACCGAAAAGGAUACUGAAAAGGAGAUUGCCUCUUCGACCAUUGUUCCAGUGGAAGCCAAGCCAACUACAGCAGCUGAAGACACCGAUAAGGAAGGAGAGCCAACGACACAAGUUCCUGUCAAGUCUGAUGUUGUUCCUGCUGACAUUGAGUCUGAUCAAAGCACUGAGCAGCCCGAAACAAGCGAGGAGUCCGCAACUGGCAAGCCAUCAGGCGUCUACUUGCCACCUUCAGGAGAAAAGGAUGAAGCUAGUACCGAAGUCGUUGAAACAACUGCCGAAAGUGUCACAGAGAAGGAAUCCGUUAAGCCAUCCGAGGAGGGUAAACCUGAGAAACCAGAUGAUGACAGCCGUACUGAUAUCGACCUUGCUACCGAGAAACCAGCCGAGGAAGACACAACAUCCGCCGCGUUACCCGAUAUGCAUCUACCAUCUGUUAUUCCCGGCGAGGGCGAUUGCUUGGUGGAGGGCAAGACUUAUGCCAACAACACCGAAGUACCCGCAACCACACCCUGCGAUGUGUCCUGUACAUGCAUCAGCAGUAUUGUCUCCUGUAAGACGGUGGAGUGCAAGAUUCCCGAGGAUACCGAGAAGUGUGUGCUGGCUACCGAUCUAUUGGAUGGUUGCUGUCCAACUUAUAUUUGCGAGCCUGAGUCCUCGACCGCCAAGGUCGAUGAGACUACUGAAGAGAAAUACACAACUGUUAAACCUUCUCUCGAUGAGGAAGUGGAGUCUACUAGUACUGAAGAAAUACCAAAGGAUGUCAUUAUGCCUUCUGGCAUUACUGAGCCACCACUAUCUCAUGUCAAGCCCGAAGAAGAUAUUGCUGUAACCACUUACACGCCUUCGGUAGAGAAGUCCACAACCGCCAAGCCAGUUUCCGAAGAAGACAAGGAAGAGGAUAUUGUAUCCCCAACGGCUGCACCUGAGAUCAAGAAGGAACAUAAGCCUAUCGAGCAUAAGCCACAACCUGAGGAAGAAGAACACAAACCAGUCGAGAAAGAACAUAAACCAAUUGAAGAAGAUCUUAAACCCGUCGAAGACCAUAAACCAAUCGAAGAUGAUUUCGUCUCCUCAACACCGACACCAAUUGACGAAACCAAGAAGCAGCCUACUGAAGAGGAAGUCACUACACCUGCAGCUGUUUCCGAUGAUACUCAAAAAGAGAUUGAAGAUUCUUCAGCCGCUACGACCAUCGCUCCAAUCUCUAAGGAUGAAGAGAAGCCAGAAGAAGAAAAACCAACCGAGGAGGGGAAACCAACCAAGGAAGAAAAACCAACUGAGCAAGAAGAGACUGAAGCCCCUGAAACCGAAGCUGACGAAAAGAUUACACCAACUACUGUUAAGCCAACAGAAGAAGAGUCAUCUUCGGAGUCCGCUGAGGAAGAGAUCUCAUCCACAGAAGCAGCUGUCGACGGCAAGAAGCCAUCCGAAGAAGGUGAAAAGAUUCCAGCCACAUCAACACCAGCCCCAUCUGAAGCCGAUAUUGAGGAUAAACUUACAACAGUGGUUCCAUCUAUUGAUGCUGCUAAGCCUGCUGAUGAGAAGAAGCCUACUGAUGAACACGUGCCAACUGAGGAUAGCAGCGCUGCCGUCACCACUCGCCCAGAAUCAGAGGAAGACCAAGACGACAAGAAACUGGCAGAAGAAAUUCCAGUACCAACUACAGCUUCGCCAGUCGAGGCUGAUGAGGAUAAGACGAAGCCAGAGGAUCAGGAAACUAGUACCGAGGCUGAUAAGGAAACCAGCACUGAGGCUGAUACCGAGAAGGAACCCACGAAAGAGACUGUUACGUCUACCAAGGCACCAGUGGUUGAAGAAGAAAAAGAAACAGUUGAGGGUGUUUCCACAUCUACUCCUGGCGUCAGCAAGGACGAAGAGGAAGCUACUUCUGCACCUGUGUCUGAGGAAGUUGAAGACUCUAGCACUGAAAAGGCUUCACUUGAGGAAACGGAAGAGAAGGAGGCUACAACUACUGCUCCAGCCACCGAAGAAGAGCCAACUAAGGUUACCAAGCUUCCCGAAGACGUUCACGAUGAAUUGUCGACCACAACCCCAGCACCUACAGUCCAAGAAGCCACCAAGAAACCCGCUGAUGAUGAAACUGCAACUGCUGGUCCAGUCGAUGUUGGCAUUGAAACUGAAUCCGAACCCACAGCUACAGUUGCUCCCACUGCCGAGACUGAUAAGGAAUCUACAGCCGCACCAGUAUCUGAGGAUGAAGAGGAUAAACUUGCUCCUACCACUGUUAGUCCUGCUCUUGAUGAAGCUGCAACGCCACCAGCAGAGAAGAUUGAUGAGAAACCAGUUGUGCCCGACUCCAGUGUUACUGAGAAACCCGUCGAUGAAGCUGCUUCUGUUGAACCCUCUUCCACCGAAGCUGGCAUUGAAAAGGAGACUGAACUUCCUUCGAUCUCAACAACACCAGCAGCUGUCGAAAAGGUUGAUGAAGAAGAAACUGCUACCGCUGCUGUUCCUGUUGAGGAGGAAGGUGUUUCUUCCACCGAGAAGUCGAAGCCUGAAGAGCCCACUUCUGAGGAACAAGAGCCAGCAACAGCCAAACCACAGGCUCCCGAAGAACACAAGGAUAUUGAGGAAGCCACAACUGCCGCACCAUCUGCAGAAGAUGAUACCAAGACAUCCGAAGAGGAAACCACCUCUGCAUCUGAGGAAGCUGAUGUGGACUCUAAGAUUGCUACUACCAUUGCUCCAAUUGUGCCUGCCAAGGAUGAAGAAGUCUCUUCAACCUCUGCACCAGCCAUCGAGGGAGAUAAGGAAAUUCCAGAGGAUAAUAUUGAUAUUACCACUGCUGCUGCUCCAGUUUCUGAAGAAGAGAAGCCAGUUGAGAAGCCGAAACCAGAUCAUGUGGAUGUUUCAGUUAAGCCUACCGAUGCUCCAGCAUUCGAAGAGGAGUCCACAGAAUCUGAGGAAGAACUGGAAGAAAAACUGCCCGCAACUACCGUCAAAACUCCAACAGAUAAGGUCACUGAAUCAUCGACCGCAAUUCCAGCUGAAGACGAAGCUGACAAAAUCACCACAGUUGCACCUUCUGCUGAAGAGCCCUCAGCCAAGCCAACUGAUGAGAAGACUCCGGUCUCAUCUGAUGAGGAGAGCACUGAGGAAACUCAGCCUGCGACCACCGCUAUCCCAGUGGCUACAGAUGACAAGAAGGAACCACCACUGCCAACGAAAGCGCCAAUCUCCGAUUCGGAAGAGAAACCUGCAUCAUCUGAGAACGAAAUCACAUCGGCUGAAUCAACAGAGGCACCAUCUUCAGAAGAGGAGUCCGAGGUGCAAUCCACCGCUGCUCCCAGUCACGAGAAGCCUGUCCAGGAGGAUGAAGACAAGGCUGAUGCCACAACAGUUGCACCUCUCGAAGAAGAGCCUGCCAAGGAACCAACUGAAAUUGAAGCUAAACCUGAGGAAGGUAUUGUCUCAACCACAGAUGCGCUACCAACAGAAAGCGGAAAGCCGGCUGAGAAGGAGCCCUCAACUACCUCUGCUCCAUCAAAGGAUGAAGUUGAACCAACAACCGAGCAACCUUCCCCUGAAGAAGAAAAAGAACAAGAGUCUACUGAUGAGAAAAUACCUACUACUGUCGCACCAUCUGAAGAGGAAGCUCAGCAGCCCACAUCAACUGCUGCCACUCUCGCUAAGGCUGAUGCCACUACUCCAGCUGAUGAGGAUAAGAUUGAUGUCACCACACCUCCUGCGCCAGUCCAUGAUGACGAUACAGAGGAAGGCACAGCCCGACCAAUUGGCGACAAGACCGAUGAGUCCAAGGAGCCAAGUGCAACCGAGCCAACCAUUGAAGAUGGCCUUGCAACAACACCUGAAUCCGAGGAAGAUAAGGAAGAAGCACCUCUCCCGACCACAGCCAAAACUCCCAUUGCCAUUGACACUACUAUUGCCCCAGUUCAUGUGCCUGCUGUCGAGGAUGUGGACAAGAAGCCUCUGGAAGAUGUACUGUCGCAAACGAUUGCUCCAGAAACCGAGGAAGGUGAAACUGCUACAACUUCUCCUGAAGAUGCUGAGAAGACUCCUGUUACCGUUGCUCCUGUUGCUCAUGACAUUGAAGCAAUCAGCGAAGUUACCACAAAACCAGCUGCCACAGAAGAUGUGGGCGAGGAAACCACUAAGCCAAGUGAAGUCGAGCAAGAGGAAGAGACCACUGAUCAAACUACUGGUGCCAAACUGAAGCCAACAACGGAUGAGACAACCACCAAGACAACCGACGUGGAGGCCACAGAAUCACCUGCUCACGAAGCAGACAGUGAAGUGCACACUGUUAAGCCAGUUCACGCCAGCUUGGAUUCCUCUGAGGAGGGUGACGUAUCCCAAGAGUCGGAGGAAGAACACACACCUGCCGCUCCAGCCAAACCAACCACGGAUGAGGAUGAAUCCAUUGAAUCCGAGGAAGAAGUUACCGAAGCUGCAACCAAGAAACCAGAACAUGACGAGACCACUGCAGCUGCUGUCGAUGCCCAACCACCACAGACCACAGCUGCCUCAGCUGCUGCCUCUGAGGAGCCAUCGACCGAGAGCACUAGCGAUGAAACUGCUACCAAGCAGCCUGAAACUGAUAGCGUGAUCACAAUGCAUCCACUGUUUGCCCAGCAUCUGACCAGCACCACAAAGGCGCCAAGCGUUGACGAUCGUCUCGGCGUUGACACUGAAACUGAAGCCGCACCAACUAAGCAGAGCACAGAGACCACAACAACAGAGUCACCACUGACCACGGAAGCGUCAUCCACAGCAGCACAUGCACCAAUUACACCGCCUUCGUAUGGCCAGCCGCCAUCGUACGAGCAUGCGUAUGACAACGACGACUACGACGAAGAGGAAGUCUUUGGACCCGGCACCUGUCGCUAUGCUGGCAAGAUCUAUGUGUCUGCUCAGCAAAUUCCACGCGACGAUCCUUGCGAUUUCUGCUUCUGCUUCAGAAGCGACAUCAUCUGUUUGCAACAAUCUUGCCCGCCACCAAUUUCUGGUUGUCACGAGGAGCCCAUUUCUGGCUUCUGUUGUCCACGUUACGAGUGUCCCGUCUCAAUGGCCGCUGUGCUUAACAUUACGACAAGCACAACAACCACAAGCACCACACUGCCACCACAUUUCCUCAACUACUCACAUGGCGAUGCCGUGCAACACACUGGCUGCCUCAUCAAUGGUCGCUCCUAUAAGGUGGGCGAACGCAUCGAAUCAACGAGCGGUCCCUGCAUGAGCUGCACUUGCGGCGGCGAUGGCAACAUGAAGUGCGAUCCACAGCAAUGCAGGCCCGAGCCAACGAUGCAGGAAUUGUUGGCCACCGUUGCGGCUCACCGCAAGAGAUGAACCACCAGCCAUGCACACUAAAUAUAAUUUUAACUAAUUUUUAAGCACUGCAAACAAACAAUCACAUCAGAAAAAGGAACAGAAACAGACAGAAACAGCCCAAAUUGCACCCACAGAGCUGCAUUACUCACGUUUUUAUCUGAAGGAACAAGAAGAAAUAGACUCCGAAAAUAGAAACAGUAUCAGAAUCAGUAAUAGAAAUAGACACACACACAUACAAUAAUAUAUUUACUAAGGUGCCAAGAACUGGUGAAACAUAAUGAACAACAACAACCCACUUGAUUAGAUCCGAUUAAGAAUAGUUCGAAAUGAUUAACUUUGUCUUGCACUUUUUCAAUUUUGAAUUCCAAUUUGUUUCGGAUUAGGUUACGUGACGAAGCAACCAGUGAUAUUGUACUGUAUACAUAGUAUAGGUGCAAUUAAUUUAGAACGCGCUCACUAAAAAGAAAAAAAAAAUCAAUUAUGAACUUUAAUUUGUAU
Drosophila albomicans is the source of this 9791-nucleotide messenger RNA. RefSeq names its product mucin-17. The record is from RefSeq and is a predicted model, not a curated record. The transcript has 7 exons. Lineage: Eukaryota; Metazoa; Arthropoda; Insecta; Diptera; Drosophilidae. Gene Ontology annotation, molecular function: protein binding. The coding region runs from base 591 to 9311 and encodes 2906 amino acids.